Eimeria tenella is the source of this 296-nucleotide messenger RNA. RefSeq lists its product as uncharacterized. The transcript is spliced from 4 exons. The annotation marks the transcript as partial. NCBI's taxonomy places the organism in Eukaryota, Apicomplexa, Conoidasida, Eucoccidiorida, Eimeriidae. The record is from RefSeq and is a predicted model, not a curated record.
AUGGCUGCAGCCCAAGGGUCUCUUUCUGCUCAGCUGAGGCUAGGAGAUUUCGCCUACUAUGGCUACGGUGUUCGCCGCCGCAGCUCCAGCAUGAAAUACCCGAGAGACUUUGUGGAUGAGAAAGGCGAGUCGUUUGACGGGUGGCUUUUUCAGCCCAAAUUAUGGCUUGAGGAGGGCGUGAGGGACUUUGCUGAGGCUGCAGCACUUUACCGCAGUGUUGCGGACUCCGCCAACUGGGGCCCUGCCCUAGCUGCCAAGGUAUGUCUGCAGCAGCAGCAGCAGCAACAGCAGCAGCA